ACACUAACAUGUUCCUCCUGCUGCACUGAUUGUGGACUGGCAUGCUCUGCCCAGCCUGGCAACAGGACUGCGUCCUUAGUGACAGAUUCCUGGCUGUUGUGCAUUUGGAAAGCAACUGGCUGCAAUUGAAACAGCAGCUGGAAACCUUUUAUAGUUUAAAGAAAAGCAAGCCGUACAGAGGACAAGACUCAGGGACAGAGCAUUUUGUGAAGAAUGGCUUCAGGGAAGAACAACCCAUAUGGGUUUAAUGAAAAUUAUGAGACUGUCACAAAAAUAAUUGGGAGCAAAUACAUCCGAUGUCAUGUAGAAAAAAAUAUUGGCAAAGCAAAGGAGGGUGUGAAAGCUGAGACACAAUCCAUGCUCCAAACAUUACCCCCAUGUAAUACAAGGCAGACACGUGGAAACGCUCCAGGCCUCAAUAAACCUCCUUGUCAACAAAUCAAUUAUGCUCUAAAUGAUGAACAACAGAACAAAGGUGAAAAGGAAGAACAUAAGUCUCAACAACCAGGGAUGAAUGAUAGCAAAUCUGUGGGCAGUAAAGAUUCAAAACCAGUAAAUAAGCAUUGUGUCACUGCUCCUUCUGGAGACAAGUCUUUAUCCUACAUUCAUACUCUCAAAAAAACAACUGUUGGACCACAGUCUUCAGGACAUCUUGAAAGACAAGAGAAUAUCAUGGAAAACUCAAGAGAGAGAUAUGAGGAAAAUGAUUCCCUUCUGGCUAUCCUCAAAAAAGAACAGUAUCCUUUGAGCUUGACUAUAAUAGACAAACUGCAGGAAGAAUGCAAGGUUUUUGACAGCAGAGUUUCAGGAUUUCUAUCUUGGGCACAGCUGAACCACUUGCUCUUAAAACACGAAGUCCCUCUGCAAUUGCCAACAGUCAAACUCCUUUUCAUGAAGUUUGCAAAUGCAAAUGCUCAAGAAUUGGUAAAUUAUGAAAAGCUGCUCCAAUUUUUAAGAGGAGUGGCAGCAAGUACAGCACAACAAACACAAUCCCUUCCAGAGAAGACUGAAUAUGUAAAGAAUCAAAGGAAAAGUUCUUGGACUCCAGAAGAUGCACUGCAGACUCUGAAGCAAAUGCUGAAAGAUCAUAAAGGAGGAAUGAACUUAGGAAAACUAAGGCUGGAUUUUAUGCAACAAGACAAAUCUUUCUCAGGUCUUCUUUCACUCUCUGAGAUUGACAUGAUUUGCCAUAUGAAUGGGUUACCUCUCUAUCCUGGUAUGUUAGGAGUUUUGGCUGUCACCUAUGAUUUGAGCAGAAGAGACAGAAUACUGUGGAACUCAUUUGUGGAGUUUCUGAAGAAAGUCCAGUCUGGGAUAGACUCUGCAUCACUUUUUUCUAAAAGAAGCAAUAAGGAGAAAGGUGAAGAUAAUAAUCAGAAGGGCAACAAACAUCACAAAGAUCUUUCCACCGAACCUUGGGAGGAAAUGAAUCCUAACACAUCUGAUUCCAGUGAUUUUGAGAAACGAGAUGCCUGGAUAGACCGCUUUGGAAAAUUGGAGAAAGCUCUUUAUUUGUCUGAUGUCAAAAAUACAGGCAAGUUGGAAAAAGAGAAAGCCAAGCGCUUGAUCCAUAACUACAAUCAAAUUUAUGACCUGUGCCUUAGCCCACUAAAAAUUGAUAAAGCAUUUCGACCUUUCCGUCCUGGACAAGACAUGGCACUGGAACCUCUACUACAAUACUUGAAGGAGCUCUAAAAAUCUGUACAACUAAUAUGAUAAUCAUGAGUGUACUUGUCCAUGUUUCAGUUCUAUUUAUCCACUGCUAGUCAUGCAAUAUAUGCAUACCUCUCCCCAUCAUUAAGCCUUUAUUUUCAAAUGAGAGGGGGGAAAAGUCACACAGAUAAUACACAAUGGAUGGAAUUCUGUUAAAGACAUAUAUAUAUAUAUACAAAAGUAUCCCUUAGACAUGCCCUUUUCCAAUGCUUCUUAACUAACAGUAGUUUGGAGGGUACUUGCAACUCUUUGAAGGAGCAAUCUGAAAAUGUAAAUGCAACAGUGGAAUAUCUAGGUGACAUAUAAUGGUCAUGGGGGAGUAAAACCUUACUUUGAGAUCUCAGAUCUUUUAAUUGCAUGUAAGCUGCCUUGGAUCUCAAGCAACAAGAAAGGCAUGAUAUCAAUUAAUACAUUAAGUAAUUAACACAGAGUUGAUAGUGCCUACAUUGUAGAGCAGUUGGGUGGAGGGAUGUCAGUAAUUAUAUACAAUAAAAGAGAUGUGACAUGAUUAUAUACAAUAAAAGAGAUGCCUACAUGAUUUGAGAAAUAAAUAUGACUAAAAUCCUGUUUGCUAGGCCCAACCAGUGUAGACCCAUUCACUGAACUGUUGAAUGGGAAUUUGACAUAUAGCAAAUCUCAUUGAUUAUAGUCACUAUUCAGGUUAAACAACAGAAUAGAGACUCGCAUCUACCUCAAACACUAAUGAUUUUGUGGCACUUUAAAAGCAUAGGCUGUGAUUUUGAAUGAUUUGCAUAGCUGUGUAACCACCUUAACUGUAUAGCUAACCAGUGUCCCCCAGCAUCACCUGCUCAAUUGGUAGGCAGCAGUCAUUGGGAGCAACAGGGGUCUAUUCCCUUGCUAAUUGGGAAGCUGCUGAUUGAUAUUUCCAGCUCCUAACAUGAGAAACAGGAUCUUUGUUCCUUUGUAUAAAACGGAGUUUCUCAAACUGUGCUCCUCCAGAUGUUUUGGCCUUCAGCUCCCACAAUUCCUAACAGCUGGUUAGCUGGCUGGAAUUUCUGGGACCAGAAGUCCAUAGAAUAUAGAGUUGGAAAAGACCUUAUGGGCCAUCCAGUCCAACCCCCUGCCAGGAAGCAGGAUAAUCGCAUUCAAAGCACCCCUGACAGAUGGCUAUCCAGCCUUUGCUUAAAAGCCUCUAAAGAAGUCUAAAACACCUGGAGGAGCACAGUUUGAGAAACACUGGUAUAAAGGAUUGCUCAUGGGAUGGGGGUUGAAAUGUCAGUCAAGUCCUUCUCGACAGGGGAAUGGACACCUGCUCUCAGUGUGGUUUCUGCCCAAUAAGGGAGAAUCAUGGGUGUGCCGUCGCGCCUGGGGCUGUAAACUCUUAGUGAAAGAGGCAUGGACGUGACAUCUUUCCCCAGGGGAUUGCUUCUUGCCCUCCUUUAGGGAAACUGGAACUCCCAAGGACCAAAACACUGUAGAUAACUCAAAAACUGGGUUUAUUCUUCACAAAGGGGGUAAAAGAAAAUAUACAUUACAGUCUUUGGUUGUUUAAGUCCAUGAAGCUUGUCCAGAUCCCUCUUUCUCUGGCUGUGAAUGCCGGAGCAAACUCAGCCUCAGUCCAAUGACCUAUAUCUGAAGACAAGAGUCUUCCUCUGUUGCCAAAGGACUGAUGUGAAGGCGCUUGAGACUCCUCAACGUUGUUCAGGUUGGCCCUGAACAUGAAGUGUGAGUCCCAAGGGUAAGAACCUCAGAAUUGGUGCUGAGAGGUAACUUUUGAAGGGCUUUUAGCGCCAAGUCUCUCUCUCACGUCCAUCCGAUAUAGAGCUUGCUGGUGGAAUGAAAAGGAGGAAACACAGUCCUAUUCCAGGAAGAGGUGGAGCCAAACAGUUUUGCUGAGUGAGCAAUAUAGGUACAAACAACAUUGAUUGACAGAUAUAAAUAACCAAUCCAACUACAUUUACAGGGUAAGGGCAAAAUCAGGCAUGAUACAGCAAUUCAAAUCUUGAAACUUAUAGUUUGACAUAUAAAUGGCGCCACUCGCGCCGUCACAAUGGGACUUUAUGGUAACACUGUAUUUCCUUAGUGAGCGAACACAUAGGGAUCCCUAGUGAAUACAUAAGGAUUGUGAAUAUGAAUGAGUCAUAAAUGUAUAAUUCUAGUUUAAUGAAUUCCAACCAUGGACUUUGUUAUAAAUGUAGAAUUCUAUAGAUCCUCAACAAUGAAAUACUUAUUCAAAGUAACUUUAAAUUUUACAGAUCAAUCUUUCUCCAACCAGCCCCAUUUUUGGAAAUGAAGUUUUUCCAUCUGUUUGUCUUGCUUUCCCAUCUGUUGCUGAAGACUUAUAGUUUUGUUCAAUAUGUUUACAAGUGUUGGUUUUUAAAAGCAAUUCUAAUAUUGAAUGGUUUGCUUCUUCAAAGAUCAAUUGGAUAGAUAGAAUUCUAAAGAAAAAAUGUUUCUAAAUUGUGAACCAGAUGGAUGAAAUAAUUGGGCACAGAAAAAGGUGAAUGUAGAUGAAAGUACAGGAAGAGAGUGGCAUUAAUAUUUUAAAACAAUGCUAACUUAAAUCAGUAGUACUUAUUCUCCUCUGUUCAGCACUACAUAAUAAAAAUGGCUUACUCACCUUACUAAAGAUGCUGAUUUAACUGUUACGGCUUUAUUCCAUCAAUAGAACAAUAGCAAUUGUUUUGUAAAUGAAUUAAGAGAUGGGGGACAUACCGUUAGAGAUAAAUAUUUGUCAGACAUCAUUAAAGGCAACGCAAUAGAGUGUAAGUUUUA
Anolis carolinensis (green anole) is the source of this 4449-nucleotide messenger RNA. It is a transcript of the gene c4h1orf87, whose product is annotated as chromosome 4 C1orf87 homolog. Bases 214 to 1695 code for a protein of 493 amino acids. The transcript is spliced from 12 exons. The record is from RefSeq and is a predicted model, not a curated record. Lineage: Eukaryota; Metazoa; Chordata; Lepidosauria; Squamata; Anolidae.